Molecule: messenger RNA, 800 nt
Organism: Mytilus trossulus (common blue mussel)
Lineage: Eukaryota; Metazoa; Mollusca; Bivalvia; Mytilida; Mytilidae
Product: perlucin-like protein
Exons: 6
Coding region: 112-705 (197 amino acids)
Molecular function (GO): signaling receptor activity
Source: RefSeq, a predicted model, not a curated record
UUUUAUUCGGAAAAUAAUGUGUCGUUCUUCCGUUUAUUUAAACUAACAGGAAAAUAUUGUACUACGAAUAUACAAACAUUAAUCUACGUGGAGAUAUUCUUUAACAUAGAGAUGAAGAUGCAAGGUGUGAUAAGAAUACGAGAGAUUUUGCUGCUCACAAUCAUCUUGAUAAUAGCCUCCGCAAAUGCUGAUAUAUGUCUCACGGAGUCAAAACAACAACAGUGGAGAACAAAUUUAGAAUACAUAGAACAAACAGUAAAAGAUUUAGAAGUAGACCUCCAAGAUAAGGCCAGCUCUUGUAAGUCAGAAUGGGAACAGUUCAAUGACCACUGCUAUUAUUUUAGCGAGGAUCAAAGGUCCUGGUUUGAAGCAGAGAGAUACUGCAGAUCCCACAAGGCAUUCCUUGCAUACAUAAGAGAUGUUACUGAAAACAAUUGGAUACAGUUCAACCUGAGCAACAUGAAUAACACUGAUAUUUACUGGAUUGGAGCAACAGAUAGUGAAACAGGAAUUUGGAUCUGGUCAUAUGAUUACGUACCUUUAACCUACUCUAAUUGGAACGCCGGGGAACCAAAUAACCACAGAGAUCAAGGCGAAAACUGUUGCCACAUGCUUGACAAUGGUAAAUGGAAUGAUAUUAUGUGCAGUCGAAAGGCAAGAUUUGUAUGCAAGCGACCUAUGAAUAGCCACUGUGAUCAGCAUUGAAUGGAGAAGAAAAACCUUCAGGAAAUUGAUAGUUUUAUGAGUUAUUCAAAUAAAAAUAAAAAAAUACAUAACUGUCAUUUAAAUUGCUGCAUAAC